Molecule: messenger RNA, 1071 nt
Organism: Leptosia nina
Lineage: Eukaryota; Metazoa; Arthropoda; Insecta; Lepidoptera; Pieridae
Source: the annotation of a GenBank genome assembly
AUGUCAUUUCAGCAGAAGUAUAUGACGAAGCGGGUCUUCCUAGCCUGUUACCUGGUUAGUGCGUUCCUAUACCAAGUAACACAAGCUCAACCAGUAGAGUGUGUCAUUGACGACGAGUCUGAUGGGGUGAACCAGUGCGAGAGCGGGUACUACUGCGUACCAGAAAAGUACGUCUGCAGAAAGUGCAUCGAUUGUGAGGAGCUGAAGCGUGAAACACGGGUCGGUGCACCAAUUUGCAUCCAAUCCGUGGCGAACUGCGGAUCAUGUCUCAAAGGGUUAAUACCAGAUUUGGGAACCGGCAUCGAAUGCGUGUCGCCCGAUUCGGCUACUCAAGAUGGGUUGCCAGCUUAUGUAUGGGCUGCGGUUGUCGUGGGACUAAUACUCUUUUUGCUGGUGGUAUUCAUCGUGGUCUACGUGUUGCGUAACACCUACACAUUUAAAAUAUUAGCCUCAACUCGUACUUCAGUACAGUCGCCAUGUAAUAGAAACACCAACGGAGCCUCCGCCCCAGAGGCACCGCCCCCAUAUAACGCUCUGUACACGCCUGUGAGGCCUUCAUCACCUCCUGGCGACGUAGCUCCAAAUAAUGAACCUUGGAGCUACGUGAAACGAGCUGGUAGUACCCGCAUCGGAACGGAAGGACGAGAGUCAGCCGGUAGUCAGGCGGCUCGUGUCUUCAGCAACCCUAACUACGUUCGUGGAGCGCAUAUUCCAGACUUGCCCAGUUACGAUGCAGCAAGUGAAGAGGAACGUGAUGUGCUACCCCACAGUGAAGAUACUAUGGAGAGCACUUGGACUCCGGCCGCAGACGACAACCAUAAUCCGGUUUCGGUGUCGAGCGGAGGUGGAGAGCUAUCAACUCUUCUGUCGGCUGCGCGAAACACCUCGCUGUUGCGUGCGCCCCACAAUGCUACACAGCACUGCGCUUCACAGGAUACAAAUAAUAACAGGAGCGCGGGGGACGGUCUCGGCGCCGCCGAGAGCGCUCCCUCCAGCAGCGGCCCUUCAUUCAUCAUCAACGUGGUGCAGAACAUCAACGCGUUACAACAGCAGAACGACGUCACGUUAUAG